AUGGGAAGAUCCGCCGAGUUUGAAGCCCACGAGUUCGAAUUCGAUCCGAUGCCUAUAGAUCCGACGAUCUAUCCGACGAUCUAUCCGACGAUCCAUUAUCCGGACAGACCAGUGAACUACGUGAUCGGUAGUGAAAUCCGAAUCAACUGUGGUUUACUGAACAAUACCUUCACAGAUCAGGCAGGAGAGUGGCAGGUCCACGUAGACCACUCGAGUUUGCUGUUUCGUUUGAAUAGCAAAGAGCUCGACGAGACCAGCGAGUUCGUUGAGAAAGUCGACGAGAAUACGAUUGCAUACGUGAAGAAGAAUGCCACCGCCGAGGACUCCGGGGCUCUAUGGUGCUUGGGCCGUGGGCCGGACGCGAAGAACAAUACCGUGUACUACGCCGGUUGCGCGAGAUCUGUCUUCGUCGGAACCCCACCCGAGAAAGUCCAUGAUUUCGAAUGUACUUCUUAUGCCUUCGCGAACAUGACGUGCACCUGGAGGAAUCCACCGAACAGGGUCAAGACACAUUACACUAUAGAAAUCAGCUUCGGGGUAACGCGCACCUUUGGGGCGAGUUGGAAACCCUGUCCUGUUGAGCAUACCGCUCCCCAAUCAUGCUCCUGGUCGAGCAAUACAACUCCGAGCUAUCAUAAAAUGGCUCCGGAAUUCUUCUUCCGGAUCAACGGCAGCAACGCUCUGGGCAACAACAGCUGGGAGUUCAACGUAAGCCAUGGGUCUAUAGUGAAACUUUCCCCGAUCAGACGUCUCGGGAUGACCCACACCCUUGACCGAGAGGUGAAACUCUCAUGGAAAGCCCCGGAGGAAACCGAGCACGGCGGCUGGAAAGAAGCCUUGAAAAUCACCUACGAGGUCACGCUCAUCCGAUUGAAUAGCAGCGACAGCAGAAUAAUCUUGACCAACGACACCGUCGCCCUCGUGGAUAAACUGCUGCCCUUUAACGCGUACGAGGCUCAGGUUCGCGCGAGAAUUUCCGCGACGUCGAGGCUCGAUCUGGACUCGGACCCGGUGUCCGUCAAGUUCGCUCUGCCGAGAGCCCGACCCGACGGACCACCCUCAUUGCUGCCGAGCGCCUUCAAAUACAAAUUGUUCAAUAGUGUUAGAACAGUCACCUUGCUCUUCAGUGAAGUGCCCAGAUUGCAAUGGAACGACGACUAUUUCCAGUACAUCGUACAAGUUUGCUCACGUGUCGAUCAGACCUGCUACAACAGGACCGUGGACCACACCGACGUCGAGCUGGAAGAUCUCUCGUUGUCGAAAAUGUAUCAUGUGAACGUCUGGUCGUUGAAUUCCGAAGGUCCAUCUUUGACCUCUAGUGAAAUCGUCAUUCGGGAGCAGAGUGAACUCCUCGCCGCUCCGACGAAUGUCCAGGACGAACUCGGAGACGGCACUGUCACCCUCCGGUGGAGGACACCCCCAACCCUAGCGAAACUCGGAGCUCUGAGCGCCGACGUGUACUGGUGCGAAAGUUUCGAUAAACGGCGUUGUCGAGGCGAAAUCCACAGGAAACUCGCGGAAAGGAAUGAUUCCGCUCGCAUUGAGGUUGACGACCCUCGGAACUAUAUCUACGGAGUUGCCCUAACCGAUGCUGGGGGACGAACUUCCGGCUCGGUCUGGAGCAUUUGUGAGAUGAAUGCCGGAGCCCGCGUUGGUCAAGUGAGGGAGCUCGAAGCCUUGCCCGACGGUGAUACUCAGCUUGUCUUGAAAUGGAAGACGGGAUGCUACCAACGAGAGGACGUAGCGGGAUACCAAGUGGAAUACUGUGCAAUAGAGCAGCAUGAAGACGACGUGCUAGCUUACGCUGAAGAAUGCCAGCAACGGAGACCGAGCAAUUUCUCUUUGAGCUGUCGCCUGCAUAACUUCACCAUCUCCACCGAGGAAGACAUCUUCAUGUUGGAACAACUCCAGACAGGGGCAGUGUAUCGAGUGGUGCUGCGCGCCAUCGAUAAUGCUACAACUAAAUUCGCCCCCGACUCCGCAGCCGUAUGCGCUAGGGUUCAAGGCCGGGGCCUGUCUGUUCUGACCUUGAUUUUGAUCGCUAUCGGAAGUGCACUCGGAUUCACCGUUGUCAUUCUCGGGGUUACGACGAUGGCGAAACACAUGGGAGGGGAACUUCGUUCCACCAAAAAGAACGCCAUACGUCUACCGAAGAAAACGGGUAAACUCACCAAACAGAACCCGCCUAGCCGGGAGACCGAGAUGAAGUUCAUCGAGAGUAACGGCGUGCAUUCGGAAGCUGAGGUACACAUGACUUCAACCUUCAACGGAGGCUCUCAUUCAAGUUUGGACGAGUUGAUUCCGGUGAGUAAUCUCGACGCUCUCAUGAUGGCACCGAGAGACUCCUUGGAAUCGCCAAAUCUGAAUGGAGAGCCCCAGGUCGUACUGGACAUACAGCUCCCGAGCGUCAAUGCCGCAAUGACGUCGCCAAGCAAUGAAAUUCGUCUGGCUCCAGUCCCGCAGGCGAUUCCUAACGGAAAUGCACAGAUUCUCCCUUCGACAAUGCCUCCGUACACACAAUUAGGAUUGAGUGCGACGCACUUUGCAGCGGCACCCGAACAACCGAGAACGACAGGUUACUCGCAACUAUCGGUCGUGCCGAUCGCUCAACCCGCUGCUGCUGAUGACAACGACGUCGACGAUGCAGAUGAGUAUCGCGAUGACGAUGAAGAUGAGGAUCGAGCUCCUUCACCUGAGCCAGAGAGGCUUCCACGACCACAAACCUCGGACUACGUGGCCUUCGACGUCGCCUACAGCGACCAGUCGAGAGCUGCCCCGAGCUCGAACGGUUACGUGCCCGCCGUCCGCGAAAUCAUCUUCGCCGUACCCCUGCACGGAAAACUCAUAAGCGUCGCGCAUAUCUCUGACUACCUCGAGCAAACUUCCGUAUUCUUCACAGCUCGUGAGACGAUCUACAAAAAUUUUGAAGAGCUGCCUGUAGAAUCGCGGCCAUAUCAGAAUUUCGUGGGACGUCCAUACGGGAACGCAAAGGGGAUGCGGGUUCUCGCGCUCUGA
This is a messenger RNA of Galendromus occidentalis (western predatory mite), 3015 nucleotides long. RefSeq names its product cytokine receptor domeless. Lineage: Eukaryota; Metazoa; Arthropoda; Arachnida; Mesostigmata; Phytoseiidae. The coding region runs from base 1 to 3015 and encodes 1004 amino acids. The transcript is spliced from 5 exons. The record is from RefSeq and is a predicted model, not a curated record. Gene Ontology annotation, cellular component: external side of plasma membrane. Gene Ontology annotation, molecular function: protein binding; cytokine receptor activity. Gene Ontology annotation, biological process: cytokine-mediated signaling pathway.